Daucus carota subsp. sativus is the source of this 1014-nucleotide messenger RNA. Its product is annotated as OVARIAN TUMOR DOMAIN-containing deubiquitinating enzyme 11. Gene Ontology annotation, molecular function: cysteine-type deubiquitinase activity. The record is from RefSeq and is a predicted model, not a curated record. Gene Ontology annotation, biological process: protein deubiquitination. The transcript is spliced from 10 exons. NCBI's taxonomy places the organism in Eukaryota, Viridiplantae, Streptophyta, Magnoliopsida, Apiales, Apiaceae. The coding region runs from base 176 to 877 and encodes 233 amino acids.
GUAAGCCUUUUUCUUCUUUUACGUCUACUUCUCCGUUAACUUUUAAGCUAUCUUUUUCUUUGAAAACUUUCUUUAAAGUUAUAUGCUAUAUAAUACACACAUAUAAAUUUACUGACACAGACAAGUUUUCACAAUCUGGGUAUCUUUAUUUUCUUCAAUUAGGGCUUGAGUUGGUAUGGGGGAUUCUUAUGGUGGUGCAAGUGCAAGGUUGAGCAGGAGCUCCAGUUCUAGUAGUAGUUCGAAUGAUACGGAGGAUGAUCAAACAAUUGCUAGAAUUUUAGCUGAAGAGGAAAAUCCUAAAAGUCAUGGGAAGCUUGGGAAGAUGCUGUCUCAUUUGGACUCUAUCCCGCACACUCCUCGGAUUAAUGGGGAUAUACCCGACAUCAAUGAUGCAACCUUAGAUCAUGAUACUCUCUCUGAAAGACUGGCAGCAUAUGAUUUAGCUGAACUACAGAUGGAGGGGGAUGGAAACUGUCAGUUUCGAGCUCUUGCAGAUCAGUUGUUCCAUAAUCCAGAAUAUCACAAACAUGUAAGGAAGCAGGUCGUCAAACAGCUCAAACAUCACAGAAAAUUAUAUGAAGGCUACAUCCCGAUGAAGUACAGAAGUUAUUUGAAGACAAUGAAAAGACUUGGAGAAUGGGGAGAUCAUGUUACUCUACAAGCAGCAGCAGAUCGGUUCUCAGCAAAAAUUUGUCUAGUUACCUCUUUUCGAGAUUCAGGUUAUAUUGAGAUUGUUCCCAAGGAAAAGAAUCCUAUAAGAGAGUUAUGGCUAAGCUUUUGGAGUGAAAUACAUUACAACUCAUUGUACGAAAGAGGAGAUGUUCCUGUGAGAGCUGCGAAAAAGAAGCAUUGGUAUAAUUUAGCUCCAUUCAGAUGAUUGCAAAAUUAGUUGCAACAUCAAGCUUUUCGUACUUUUACCCUGCUGGGUGCUGGCUCUGUUUAUGUACAGUUGUAAAGAUAUAAAUGAAUAUAUAUACAUCUAAGGUGGCCAAAUCGAUCUUUCUUGUAGUCCUA